Maniola jurtina (meadow brown) is the source of this 2373-nucleotide messenger RNA. RefSeq names its product nose resistant to fluoxetine protein 6-like. The record is from RefSeq and is a predicted model, not a curated record. The transcript is spliced from 13 exons. Lineage: Eukaryota; Metazoa; Arthropoda; Insecta; Lepidoptera; Nymphalidae. The coding region runs from base 49 to 2304 and encodes 751 amino acids. Gene Ontology annotation, molecular function: acyltransferase activity, transferring groups other than amino-acyl groups.
UCUCGGUUGAACUCUAGUUAAUAAACAAACAGCUCUCGGAGGGACAACAUGAAAGCGUUAUUAUUGUUAGUUGCGAUUAACUUUGUGUUAACAAAAUCUUCGGUUGUGACUUCAACUAAAAAUACUGACGCCACCACACCGUCGGAGAAUCAUGCGAAUUUUUCUGAAAGUAAAACUGAUAAAAAGCAUGAGAUAUAUAAAACGUUUAAUGUGAACGAAAGUCGGAUCUACUUGGAUGAUGUUUUGUUCGCGUUGAAGAAUCAGAAUUGGACGGAAACGGAGCAGCCUUGUUUGGAGAGGACGCUGUUGAUGCUGCAUAACUUGCAGAACUUCACACUGUGGGCGGUUUGGAAUUGGGACUCCAUAUCAUCCGAGCCAGAAGGUCUGUUAUACGGGAACAGGUUCCACUUGGGGAACUUCGACGAGUGCAUGCGGGCGCCCUGGUACAAGCAGCACCCUGAGCUCAGAGCCCAGUACUGCUUGUCAGAUAUCGAGCUGGAGAGGACAGAUCGAGCUGUCACGAAGGCUGCUGAUCCUUUCAACCCGUAUGAGUCUGCGCUCAAUGUGAUUGAGUACGAAUCGCCGAUAAAGAGGCCGUUAAACAAGUUGACAUGGGGAGUGUGCGUACCAGCAGUAUGCCAGCCCAAGUCAGUGGAAAAGUUAACUAGCGUGCUACUCGCACACAGCCACCUCGGUGCAGUUGGGCUGCGCGCGCGCAUCUCUGUAACUGACAGCUGUCAGAAGGCAGACGAACCCUUACGCUUUGACGGCCUGUUUUAUGCUUUUAUCGGAAUCACAGUAUGUUUGGUAGUUACUGCAUUGGUAUGCACAUUUUUGAACAACGAAUACAAAAAGAAGCAAUCGAAUGAAAACAGUAUCAAACAUCAGUUAAUAAAGGCAUUCGACCUACAAUAUAACGCUAGUAAGCUUCUCGAAAGGACCGACCAAGGGACCGAUGUUGUGUAUGGCAUCAAGUUUUUGUCCAUGUGCAUUAUUGUCUCCGGACAUCAGUAUGGGAUAUUUAAUGGUGGACCGGUCAGCAAUGGGUUCAAAGUGGAUGAGGAUGCAUUAUCAGUAGCAGGACUGUUUGUUUUACACGAAGACAUCGUGGUGGACUCCUUCUUUAUGCUGUCUGGGUUUCUGACCGCGACUGCUCUCGCAAAAGCAACCAGAAUUCCCAAUCUAUUCGUCCUGUUCUUUAAGCGAUAUAUCAGAUUGGUGGUGACAUAUGCAGUUGUAAUUUUCUUCAUUUGCGCGAUAUACCCCUACACCGGAUCCGGGCCGUUAUGGAACAGAGCCAUUGCCGAGGACACAAAGCCGUGUCGAGAGAACUGGUGGCUGAACCUUCUCAUGGUCAGCAAUUACGUCGACAGCGAGAAUAUUUGUUUAGUGAUAAGUUGGUACAUCCCCUGCGACUACCACUUCUUCGUCGUCACAGUUCUGCUGUACUGGUUCUACAAGCGGCACCCUGGAGCGGGCAGAAUAGUUGCUGUCCUAGUGCUAUUAGUAGCCAUUGUAACGCCAGGUGUCAUCAACUAUCUCAACUCGCUGCCCGCUAUACAGCUGUUUACCUAUGAUUUUAUCUCGAAUCCUCGAGGGCCGAAGCAGUUCCAUUUGACAUACAUCAAAAGCCACACCCGAUAUGCUCCGUACCUCGUCGGUUUCCUCAGUGGCUACAUAUUUGCGCAGAUCUCCACCACUGGCAACUUGAAAAAGAUUCCACAGAAAUGGGCAAUCCUUGGAGCGACCCUGAGUAUUUUGAUCAUGACCGUGGUAGCACUCACAGGUCCCAUGUUCCUGUGGAGAAGCUAUGACGUGCUGGAGAGUGCAGUGUACGCGGCACUCAACCGCCCUGUGUGGGCCUGCAGCGUUGCCUUACUCGUCAUAUGCUGCUCCCUUGGACAUGUGCCGAUCAUCAAUGGUUUCCUGAGCUGGUUCCCAUGGGUGCCGCUGAGUCGGCUCACCUAUGGUCUCUACUUGAUCCAUACAUUGCUGAUAGCCAGAAACGUCUACGUUACCCGCAACCCUCAGCAUCUCGACAAUUUUAAUUCCUUGACUUCAUGUCUCGGUGUGAUAUUCGAGGCUUCCCUAGCUGCUUUUCUCAUUAAACUUUUCGCCGAAGCUCCCGUCCUGAAUGUGCUCACCAUUUGCCUGAGUCCGAGAACAAAUCGCCAUGAAGGGAGAAACUCAGAUGUGGAGAAUAACCGCUCAAAAUAUAGAGUUAAUGAUAAAGUAACUUCAGAGACUGGUCACCUGGACGACAACUUGCCAUCGACUAUACAAGUUAUAUCUUCGAAGAUGUAAUACAGUUAUAGAAAUUAAAAAUUAAAAAGGUUAUUAGGUAUUUUAAGUUUAAAAAAUUAAGUUAAUAAA